AUGUACCUCCUCAAAAAGCUCAUCAUCCUCUUCGCGAUCGUGACCAACACCGUCCUCGCAACGAUAGCCCUCGGCUCCCUCGAACUCCAGAAGAACAAACCUCUACUAAACAUCGCCUGGAUCGAAGGCAACAAUCCCUGCAUCCGCAGCGAGUACAUAACCCAGAUCUCCGCCUCUGGCCAGAACCCCUGCGGGAUUCGCUUCACGCUCACCAACGGGUACACGUACUACGAAGAGAACUGCGGCGUGAGCGCCAUUGUGAUUCGCAAUGGCGACGGCUCGUUCAAUUCGCAGUGCAAGCAGAAGAGCUGGAGCUGUGUCAGUGGGAGUGUUACGUUUCGGCAGACGUGGAGUUGUUAG
Aspergillus calidoustus is the source of this 360-nucleotide messenger RNA. The record is from the annotation of a GenBank genome assembly. NCBI's taxonomy places the organism in Eukaryota, Fungi, Ascomycota, Eurotiomycetes, Eurotiales, Aspergillaceae.